AUGGAUAACUCCUCCGCUGUCACCGAGUUCCUCCUGCUGGGUUUCUCCAGCCUGGGGGAAUUGCAGCUUGUCCUCUUUGCUGUCUUCCUCUGUCUCUACCUGAUCAUCUUGAGUGGAAACAUGACCAUCAUUUCCGUCAUCUUCUUGGAUCGCAGCCUCCACACACCCAUGUAUUUMUUUUUAGGCAUCCUUUCUACCUCUGAGAUCUUCUACACAAUUGUCAUCCUGCCCAAGAUGCUUAUCAACCUGCUGUCUGUGUUGAGGACAAUCUCCUUCCUGAGUUGUGCCACCCAGAUGUUCUUCUUCCUGGGUUUUGCUGUCACCAACUGUCUGCUCCUGGGAGUGAUGGGUUAUGAUCGCUAUGCUGCCAUCUGCCAGCCUUUGCACUACCCCAUUCUCAUGAGCUGGAGGRUAUGUGGACAACUGGCCGCAACUUGCAUUGUUAGCGGAUUCCUGAUAUCUCUGGUGGGGACAUCUUUGGUUUUCAUCCUCCCUUUCUGUGGCUCCAACAAGGUCAACCACUACUUUUGUGAUAUUUCUCCGGUCAUCCGUCUUGCCUGUGCUGACACCUACAUCAAUGAACUGGUCAUCUUCAUCUGUGGGGUCUUGGUGCUGGUCGUACCCUUGAUCUUCAUCUGCAUCUCCUAUGGCUUCAUUGUUCGCACCAUCCUGAGGAUCCCAUCAGCUGAGGGCAAGCGCAAAGCCUUCUCCACCUGCGCUUCCCACCUCAUUGUGGUCAUUGUCCACUACGGCUGUGCCUCCUUCGUCUAUUUGAGACCUUCAUCCAAAUAUACAUCUGGCAAAGACAGGCUGGUGAYGGUGACUUAUACUAUUAUCACCCCACUGUUGAACCCCAUGGUAUACAGCCUCCGGAACAAAGAUGUGCAGCCAUUCGGAAAGUGA
This is a messenger RNA of Urocitellus parryii (Arctic ground squirrel), 903 nucleotides long. Its product is annotated as olfactory receptor 10R2-like. NCBI's taxonomy places the organism in Eukaryota, Metazoa, Chordata, Mammalia, Rodentia, Sciuridae. Gene Ontology annotation, molecular function: olfactory receptor activity; G protein-coupled receptor activity. Gene Ontology annotation, biological process: G protein-coupled receptor signaling pathway. Gene Ontology annotation, cellular component: membrane. The record is from RefSeq and is a predicted model, not a curated record.